Linum trigynum is the source of this 1695-nucleotide messenger RNA. The record is from the annotation of a GenBank genome assembly. NCBI's taxonomy places the organism in Eukaryota, Viridiplantae, Streptophyta, Magnoliopsida, Malpighiales, Linaceae.
AUGGAAGUGGAACCCAUCUCUCCCUCGAAAUUUAAGCUCUCAAUCUGGAGUCCCGCCCGGGUUCUGCGAAUAUGUACGAUUGCUUCACUGGUUCUGCUGUUAUUGGUCGGUGUUUAUUAUGCACUGCAACUUGGAGAAGUGCAUUUCCAUGGCGAAAGCGGGCAUCAUCACACGGUUGUUUUGGAUUGUGGAAGCACCGGAACAAGAGUGAGCGUGUACAAGUGGGAAGCAAAUCGUUCGAAGGACUCGGGUUUGCCUGUUUUGGUGAAUUCUUACCCUGAAUUUGAGCAUUCAGCUCGCAGUUCCACUCUGAAAAGAACAUUUGCCUGUAAGUAUCACUGUUUUCAGACCGAGCCAGGUUUGGAUAGCUUUCUUGGCAAUUCUUCAGGAGUGAAAUUAGCACUGGAACCCUUGAUUCGAUUGGCGGAAAGGUGGGUGCCUCGUGAAAGACACGAGGAGACUCCAAUUUUUGUUCUGGCAACUGCUGGUUUGAGAAGGUUGAAGGGUGAAGAUGCGAGGCGGGUUUUGGAUGAUGUGGUAGGUGUUGUGAAGGAACAUUCUUUUGUUUAUAGGAAGAACUGGGUGAGAGUUUUGAGUGGGAAAGAAGAAGCUUACUAUGGUUGGGUGGCUUUGAAUUAUCGGAUGGGGAGGCUAGGAAAUUCCUCAAUAGAGCCUACCUUGGGACUUCUCGACUUAGGAGGUUCCUCAUUGCAGGUUGUGACUGAAGUUGAUGGCACUGAUGCUCAUCGAGCUGAUGAGCACUUGAUGAGAUCAAAAGUUGGGUUAGUAGAACACUGGAUAUUAGCAUAUUCAUUACCGUCUUUUGGGUUGAAUGAGGCAUUUGACAGGACAAUUUCUAUGCUUCCUGUUGAUCGAACUGCUGGUGAUGCCGUCAAAAUAAAGCAUCCUUGUCUGAGUAGUGAAUUUGACAAAAUGAACGCGAGGCAUCAGAUGAUGAAAACUGAGCACUCUUAUGUAGUUGGAGACCCUGACUGGAAGAGGUGUAAAGCUGUUGCAAGGGCUGCAGCGAUCAACGUCAGUAGUUUUGAUUGGCCAACCUCGAUGAUGGUUGGGAGUUAUUGCAAAGAGAAGUUCUCUUUCAACAACACAGGCAGCAACAUUCCCAACCUGGCAUCUGGUUCCCACAAAACCCGGCACUUUCAUGCACUAUCCGGGUUCUUUGCAGUUCACAACAUCUUAAAGCUGGAAGCAAGAGCAAACUUUACCAAGAUUUGGGAGACAGCCGGGAAGCUAUGUUCUUCCCAACAGUUGUCGACCGAGUUGAGCAGCAUGUUCGGGAACAAGAAGUAUGGUAGCCAGUACUGUUUCAGCCUGCCUUAUAUGGUGUCGCUCAUACAGGACUUGCUGUGUCUUCGCGACGAACAGAUAGCAUUCGGCCCUGGAGAUCUGUCCUGGACACUUGGAGCUGCAUUGGUUGAAGGAGAAGACUAUCACCUCGGGCAACAAAGCAGUACUACUACAAGAGAAGGAAAAGAAGACAUUGGUUUCUCGAGAAGCAUGGAUUACUACAUUCACUCCCCAGUUUUUGUGUUCCUGUUGCUUCUGUUUCUUUUGAUUGUUGUUUACUACAGCCAGAUCAAGCUGCCUAUGCUGGGGAGGAAGAAGGCUGCUGCUACUCUUUCUCUUGGCCCGUCGUUGCCAUCUUACAUCUAUCCGAAACAACGGCCUAACUGA